GAAAGUGAAAGUGGACGCGUGACAACCGUUUCCAACGGUGUCCGUGCGGAAAUUACAAAAAAAUUAAUUCCGCGCGGAUCUGCAGGAAACGUCAAGGGGGGGAGCGACGUUCGCAAUAAAAUGACCGAGGCGGCCCCUCGUUCGGUGGCAGUCGCAGUGCCGUGGACUCGAGCGCGGCGCGCAGAGCGGACUCCGCGUGGCGAUCGAGGAUCGACCGCUGGUCGCUGACCCCCCGGGACGCGGAGGCGAGCCGAGAACUCGGGUGGGUGACGGAUGAUCUCGCCUUGCCCGUGUCUCGCUGUGUGUCUGCGCUGCGCCAGGCUGCGCAGACGGGGAGCGGCUGGAGACAACCUCGGGUGAGAUGCCAGAGGGAAGAUCGCUGCCUGCAGCCUGUACGCGGACUUCUGCAUAUGUACAGAUGGAGAUGCCACCGCCCCCAUCUCUUGCGCGGCGGUUGCAAUUACGACUCUGGGUCCGAACACGCAACUGGACAGACGGACAGGUGAUGCUCUGGGCCGUCGCCAUCAUCUGCGCCGCUCUGUGGAGCAGCGCGGCCGCGUGCGGCAAUCUGAACAUCAGCAGGCCCGCCGCCUACCUGAGUGCAAUGGCAGACUUCCCCCAGGACUACUGCAUCGAGUCCGCGGGCCACCUCUCCCCAGGGGACAGCACGCUGGACGCUCGCUGCAUCCUGCACGUGUGGUUCUCCAUCAUGGGUGACACGCUCAGCGAGCUGCUGCGCAAACUGGACCAGGGCGGCCGCCUGUACAGGGACGUGGAGAACCUCUUCAACUACGCGAACUCCGUACAGAUCGAUUGCGUGAGCGUGAACGAGAAUACGUGCUCGCUCAGCGCGCUGGUGCACAAGGAGGCGAUCACGCCCAGCUACUUCCGCGCGCUGAUGCUCAAGUCCUUCCAGGCGGUUCGGUUCAUGAACGGGCAACCCGGCGCGGUGCCAGCUACGGUGCUUGCUCGCUGGCUGCCCACCGAGUCGGCCGCACAGCUCGGCAAGGCUUGCGUCUGCUCCGAGGUGUGCCGGCCCGCGGCAGAGACGACGUCACCGCCGGUCUCGUCCCAGACGAACGCCGCCCGCGCCGCAGGGAAGGUUGGAGAGACGGAGGUGGCCUCGGAGCGACUGUGGGGGCUGCUCGUGGUGCCGCUGGGCGCGCUGUGCGUGACGCUCGCCGCCCUGUUGUGGAGGCGGCUGGGGCGUCCAGCCCCACGCCUGCCCCCCGCCACCACAGGCCGCACGGCCCCCCCACACCGGGUCCCCCCCAAGCGCCUGCCGUUGCUCCAAACGCGCCUCGCGAGAGCACCUGACGGCCGUGCGGCUCGAGGAGCCGAGCCGCACGGCCCCGUCGGCGCAGCGGCGACCCCAGACGACGAGCAAGCGGCGAGCAGCAGCAGCGGCCGAGACGACACGUGAACGGGCGGCGAGCGCGCAGCCUUGCCUCCUCGACGUCGCGAAAUACAUCUUCGGCCGCUCUGCACGGCCUCCUCCCCCGCCGCUACCGCCGCCCCUCGCCGUAGUCUAGAGCCGAGAUGGGCAGCUCCCCCCCCCGCCGGUGGCAGCAGCCGUCCGCUGUGGUGCGGCGCGAUGGAAACGCGGUGCCGGGCCCCGAGAAUUGCGCAGUAGCCUGCCUGUA
Messenger RNA from Lethenteron reissneri (Far Eastern brook lamprey), 1643 nucleotides. RefSeq lists its product as uncharacterized. Lineage: Eukaryota; Metazoa; Chordata; Hyperoartia; Petromyzontiformes; Petromyzontidae. The record is from RefSeq and is a predicted model, not a curated record.